Acinonyx jubatus (cheetah) is the source of this 3557-nucleotide messenger RNA. It is a transcript of the gene RMI1, whose product is annotated as RecQ mediated genome instability 1. The record is from RefSeq and is a predicted model, not a curated record. NCBI's taxonomy places the organism in Eukaryota, Metazoa, Chordata, Mammalia, Carnivora, Felidae. Gene Ontology annotation, cellular component: RecQ family helicase-topoisomerase III complex; nuclear body. Gene Ontology annotation, biological process: resolution of meiotic recombination intermediates; double-strand break repair via homologous recombination. The coding region runs from base 373 to 2250 and encodes 625 amino acids. Gene Ontology annotation, molecular function: nucleotide binding. The transcript is spliced from 4 exons.
GGCGGGGAAGGGGCGUUUUCGGGGCCUACGGAGUCUUUUAGGUUUGGAGGAGGGGUGUGAGCGCGCGGCAAAUCGGGCGGGAAGAGGCAAAAAAGGAUUAGGGCGCGCACCGUAGCGGUUCCUGUUCUCACAGUCGCGCGGCCCAGGGACCGCUGUUGAGCGAGAGGAAGGCGGACGCCCAGGUCUGUCUUUUAAGCAUACAACUGGAUUUGGCUUAUUCAUUUUGAGAGUAUCUUUUAACAGGGCCAUUUCUGAACAGUAGAGGUUACAAUUACUCCACUGAACAACCAGUUCCAAAUCCUAUCAUCAAAUCCUAUAUGCUCCUGUUCCAAAUGGUAAUACUUGCAUAAUAUUUCUUUUAUUUUAAAAGAAAUGAGUGUAACUAAUAUUGCAUUAAGAGUUGAAACCUGGCUUUUAGCUACGUGGCAUGUUAAAGUACCUCUAAUGUGGUUGGAAGCUUGUAUUAACUGGAUCCAAGAAGAAAAUGAUAAUGUUAAUUUGAGUCAGGCACAAAUGAAUAAACAAGUGUUUGAGCAGUGGCUCCUUACUGACCUGAGAGAUUUGGAACAUCCUGUUUUACCUGACGGCAUUUUAGAAGUUCCAAAAGGAGAACUGAAUGGAUUUUUUGCUUUGCAGAUUAAUUCAUUGGUUGAUGUAAGUCAACCUGCAUAUUCCCAGAUACAAAAGUUGAGAGGAAAGAAUACAACGAAUGACUUAGUUACAGCUGAAACACAAGUAACCCUAAAACCUUGGGAAGCAAAGCCUUCACGAAUGUUGAUGUUACAACUAACUGAUGGAGUUGUACAAAUGCAGGGAAUGGAAUAUCAGUCUAUUCCAGCUCUUCAUAGUGAUCUUGCCCCAGGUACAAAAAUUUUGAUUUAUGGAAACAUUUCUUUCCGUCUUGGUGUUCUUUUAUUGAAACCAGAAAAUGUGAAGAUUUUGGGAGGAGAAGUAGAUGCCCUUUCAGAGGAAUAUGCCCAAGAAAAAGUACUUGCAAGAUUAAUUGGGGAACCUGAUCCUGUAGUUUCAGUCAUACCAAAUAAUUGUAACCAGACCAUCCCUGGAAUUACAGAUGUUCUGGAUCCUGCAUUAGGACCUUCUGAUGAAGAACUCUUGGCAAGUCUUGAUGAAAAUGAGCUUGCAGCAAAUAAUGACACCUCCUUAGAAAGAAGAUGCUUCAGCACAGGUAGUUCCUCAAAUACUGUUCCCACAAGACAGUCAAGUUUUGAAUCACGACAUAUUAUUUCUCCAAAACCAAAGGAGAAACAACCAAAUCAACCUAUGCAUUUCACUGAUGGGGAAUUAGAUGACUUUUCAUUGGAGGAGGCCUUGCUUUUAGAAGAAACUGUCCAGAAAGAACAAAUGAAGACUAAAGAAUUACAGCUAUUGACUUUGAACAGAACCCCAGAUGAAAGCAUAGAGAGAUUUUUACAUAAACCUAAUACUCCAAAUAAUUUUUCUUUGAUUUGCAAAAGUGGAAACCGUAAUUGGAAUGAAAAAAAUGUAUCCGAACAAGUGACUAAUGAAGACAAAUUAUUUAGUUGUCCAUCUGUUGAAGACAAAAACAGUAGCGUUUUUUCAGUUCAUAGUAAUGUACCCCUACCCCAUGAUUUUACAAAUAAAGAUAAGGACUCAGAGACAGGUAAUAAAGUAAAACAAACCUUCAGCAGUGCAGAUGGACAUUCCUUAAAUAAAAUAUCAAAGGGAGAGCUGGUAAAUUAUGUACCAAAAAGGAGUUCACACAUUUCUAGUGAAAAUAAUCAUCAUUUACAGUCUUGUUCUUUAAGACCAUCAGAGAACAACACUAAUCUUUCUAUUGCCAUGGAUUUGUAUUCUCCGCCCUUUAUCUAUUUGUCUGUCCUAAUGGCCAGCAAACCAAAGGAAGUUACAACAGUGAAGGUCAAAGCAUUUAUUGUAACCUUAACUGGAAAUCUUUCAAGUUCUGGUGGCAUUUGGAGUAUAACAGCAAAGAUUUCUGAUGGUACUGGAUAUCUAGAUGUAGACUUUGUGGAUGAGAUACUUACUAGUCUGAUAGGGUUUUCAGUACCAGAAAUGAAACAGUUAAAAAAGGAUCCUCUUCAAUACCAAAAGUUCCUGGAAGGUUUGCAGAAGUGUCAGAGAGAUUUAAUAGAUUUGUGUUGUCUAAUGACGAUUUCAUUUAAUCCCUCCUUGUCUAAAGCAAUAGUACUGGCAUUACAGGAUGUUGAAAUGGAACACCUUGAGAACUUAAAAAAGCGGCUGAAUAAAUAAUUUACUAAGAUAGUAUCAGAAAACAAUUCCAAAAAAAAAAAAAGAAAUAUUUAACAUUAAAUUUAACCUUUUAUGUUUGAGACUUUGUUUUGUAAAAGAGAAAAAGGAAAUUUUAUAACAUUUUAGUUUAAUUUUAAAAUGUUUAAUCAUGAAUGUGUAUUUAGGUUUCUUAAAUAAAUUUUUUUUAUAAUAACUGUUAGACGAAAGAAUUUGGUGACCCAUCGUUAUUGAGAGUUUUGUUUCUCACUUGUCAUUUCACAUAAUGAUUGCUAAAGUAUUGUGUUGGUGUUUACUGAUGUGUCAUAUUGUUGGAAGUUGGCAAUUAUAAAUAGAUAGUUGUACUUCUAAUGUAUUGAGUACCCAAAGAGAUUUUUUUAUAUUACUAUACUUAGGAAACAAUGUUAAUCCAGUGGAUUAGAAUGUCAGGCUCUCAGAUACAAAAAUACUUCUGCUGGUUUUUAUUUUGUAAAUAUUUGUCUGGUAUACUUAAGGCAAAUAUUAUAUUAACUAGGUACAAUUGCAGAGAUUAUGUUGCAUGGUUUAAACAUCUUAUUUUCAAGGAUAAUUUAUUUUGAAUUGUAUAUGGAAAACUUGAAUAUAAGAUUCAGUAAAUACUUUUUUGGGGGGGGGGUUAAAAUAAGGUGGUUGUCCAUGUCUUUAUGUACUAUCUGAAUUAGCUCAACAUGUAAGCUUACCUUUAGUUUUGUUGGGAGUAUUGUUUUUUUUGUUUGUUUUGUUUUGUUUUUUUAAUGGAGACGGUUUACCACUUUUCUAUUUUGCUGUUAAAAAGUCACAUUUGAGGGGUGCCUGGGUGGCUCAGUCGAUUGAGCGUCCGACUUCGGCUCAGGUCAUGAUCUCGCAGUUCGUGAGUUCAAGCCCCUCGUCGGGCUCUGUGCUGACGGCUCGGAGCCUGGGAGCCUGCUUCGGAUUCUGUGUCUCCUUCUCUCUGCCCCUUCCUGCUCAUCAUGCUCUGUCUCUCUCUGUCUCUCAAAAAUGAAUAAACAUUAAAAAAAAAUUUUUAAAGUCACAUUUGAAAGGUAAAGUUACUUUUAUUAAUCUUAUGUCUUUGCAAACUUAAAACAUUCUCAGUUUUUUUCUUUUAAAUGUUUUUUCUGAGAGAGAGAGAGCAUGAGCUGGUCAGGGGCACAGACAGAGGAUCGGAAGCAGGCUCCAUGUUGACACUAGAGCCUGAUAUGGGGUUAGAACUCAUGAACCACAAGAUCAUGACCUGAGCCAAAGUCAGAUUCUUAAUCAACUGAGCCACCCAGGUGCCCCAGUUUUUGUUUUGUUUUGUUUUGUUUUGUUUU